AUGCCCGAAUCACACGCAACCCCUUCGACGACAGCGCCUCCCGCAGCAGCAGAUGCUACUGAGACCAAGAGUCUCUGGACCGAGUACACUCAUCAGGAUGGUCGCAAGUACUAUUACCACACAGUCACCAAACAGACCGUCUGGCAGAAGCCCGAUGAGCUGAAGACACCCAAGGAGCUGGCUCUGGAGGCGUGUGUCUGGAAGGAGUACUCGACCCCCGAAGGCAAAAAGUACUAUCACAAUGCGAAAUCCUCAGAGACUGUUUGGACUGCACCCGAGGAAUACAAGACCCUCUUUGAUGAACUCGCGGAAGAAACAAAGGCAAAGGAGAAGGCAGCGGCAGCGGCUACACCUGCUGCAUCAGGAGCUGCCACAACAUCGACGGCGACUUCGGCUUCGGCAACAGCAACUGCAGCUCCAACAACCGCAUCAGUGGUGACACCGGCACCUGUGACAACACAAAUGUCAUCUCUCCCAGUUAGACCCAUGACGCCCAACUCCUCUUCGACCGUCUCGAUCCCCUCACCCCUGCGACACCAGGCGAUCCCACCAGCAUCUCACCAACACCAACACCAACAAUCAUCCCUCCCACCCCGCGAUCUGAAUGGACCUCCGUCGUUUAUGCCGCAUCAGAACCCCUCGUUCCGUCAACCUGCCUUUCAUCACCAGCAAGGAGCACGUCCACCUCGUUUUCAGCAGUCGUUUGUCCCUCAGGAAAGCACCACGACUCGCGUCAGCGUUCGGGAAAGUGAAGUUAGCCAGACCCCAGAGUUUGCGACCAGACACGAAGCUGAAGAGGCAUUUAAGGGACUGCUCAAGGAAACGGGAGUGACAUCAACAUGGACAUGGGAGCAGACAAUGCGUGCAGUGGUCACCAACCCAAUGUACCGAGCCCUGAAGACAACUGCAGAGCGCAAGACAGCCUUUCAGGAGUAUGUCGACGAUUGCCGGGUACAGGAGAGAAAGGAGGAGAAGGAACGCCAACAGAAGCAAAAGCAGGAUUUGUUGGAUCUUCUGAAAUCGAGCGACAAGGUGACACAUGCCAGUCGCUACACCACUAUCUCUCGACUGUUUGCAGAGGAAGCGGCAUUCAAGGCGAUCGAGGACGACCGGCUUCGUUUCUCUAUCUUUGACAGCUAUGUUAGCGACUUGAUCAGGCAGGAGAAGGAGGAGGCUCGCCAGAGGCGCAAGUCUGGCAUGUCUGCUCUGCUAUCGCUUUACCAAUCCAUGGAGGGGAUCACGCUCUUGACGAGGUGGUCGCAGGCUCAGGAGAUGUUGCAGGAGAAUAGCGAGUUCAAGAAUACUGAAGUUAUGAGCGGACUCAACAAGGUCGACCAGCUCGCUGUUUUCGAGGAUCAUAUCAAGCAACUCGAGAAGGAAUAUGAUCAAAACCGAAUUAAGGAACGUGUCUUGAGGAAGCGAACUGAGCGGAAGCGGCGAGAGGGAUUCAAGGAACUCUUGUCAGAACUCAGGACCAGUGGACAGCUCAAUGCCAAGAGCUGCUGGAUGCAGAUCCACCCCUUGAUCAAGGAUGAUGCACGGUACACUAGCAUAUUGGGACAACCCGGAUCAACACCCAUGGAGCUGUUUUGGGAUCUCAUCGAGGAUCUGGACGAGAGGUUAUACCAGGAUCGUAAAAUGGUCCAGAACCUGCUGAGUAACAUGGAUUACCAAGUUCAGCCAGAGACUACCUUUGACGAGUUCCAGGCAGCGGUUUCAAAACAGGAGAAGGCCGCAGACAUUCUGGCUGAGGAUCUCAGGUUGAUCUUUGAGCAGCUCUUGGGCAAGGCGAUCCACCACAAUAAGGAGGAGAAGCGGCGACAGGAGAAACUUGCGCGCAAGAAGGCCGAGUCGUUCAGGUUCAUGCUCAAGAGCUUGGAUCCUGCAGUCACUGUUGAUUCUACCUGGGAUGAUGUGAAGGUCAAAGCCGAGUCGACAUCUGAGUACACUGCACUUGAGACGGAUGAGAAGAGGAAAGAGAUCUUCGACCGGUACAUCGAGCGCCUAAAGGAGCGAGUUUCAAAGACGCACGACAGCGAUGACGAAGACGGCUCGAUUCUUGAAGAUGAUGCAGACUUGCAAACAGCAGCAGUAGCAAUCACCACGGCGAUGGCUCGCGGAGGUCGAACCAGAGUUCACGCGAUGUUGCAUCGUCAGGAUCUAAGCGGCCGCACCAAGGCGAAAAAGGAUCUCGGAGUGGAGAACGAGGUGCAGUGGGAUCAGGAUCAGAGGAUGAGUCUGAGAACCAUGAUCACCCAUCCAAGUACGGAGGCUACUGAAAAUGAGUCGACCAAAGAUGUACCAAUGAAGGACGCCAAUGGUGAAGGCGAGGAAGCAAAAGAGACCACUUCUGCCAACUAA
This is a messenger RNA of Linnemannia hyalina, 2361 nucleotides long. NCBI's taxonomy places the organism in Eukaryota, Fungi, Mortierellomycota, Mortierellomycetes, Mortierellales, Mortierellaceae. The record is from the annotation of a GenBank genome assembly.